Molecule: messenger RNA, 4249 nt
Organism: Grus americana (Whooping crane)
Lineage: Eukaryota; Metazoa; Chordata; Aves; Gruiformes; Gruidae
Gene: ARRDC4
Product: arrestin domain containing 4
Exons: 8
Coding region: 312-1604 (430 amino acids)
Biological process (GO): protein transport
Cellular component (GO): cytoplasm; plasma membrane
Molecular function (GO): ubiquitin-like ligase-substrate adaptor activity
Source: RefSeq, a predicted model, not a curated record
AUUGGCCCUCUCGCCAGGUAGCUGCAGCCGUCCUGCCAAUCGGGGCGCUGUCCACGCGCGGCCGCCCACAUCCGAUUGGCUCCGCGGCGGUGAUCACGCAGCGUGAUGCACUCCGAGCGUGCGCCCGUCGAGGAACCAAUGAGGAGGGGGCCCAGGGGCAGUCCGCGCCGAAUAGUAGGGUGAGGAGCUGAAAGGUGGCCAAUGAGGAGCGGGCUGAGGCGGGACUUUCCGCUGCGGGCGCUGGCAGACCCGGGCGGGUUUUAAAGGAACCGUCGACGGCGGCCGCAGGCUUCCCCCGGAGCCGGGGAGCUAUGGCGGCGGCCGGGCCGGGCCUGGGCCCCGGGGCUGGCGGGACGGUGAGGACGCUGGCCCUGGUGCUGGAGGAUGAGGCCCAGCGCGGCGGCGGCGGCUACUGCAGCGGGGACACGGUGUCCGGCCAGGUGCUGCUGGAGCUGGCGGGCCCGCUGCCGCUCCGCGGGCUGCGCCUGGAGGCCGCGGGCCGGGCCCGCGUCGCUUGGAACGAGAGCUCGGGCGCUGUCCCCGGGGCGGGAACCUGGGGGGCGGUGGUGAGGGCGCCGGGGCCGGGGCCGCGGCGGGAGGCGGAGGUGCGCUACCUGGACAUCCGGCAGAGCCUCCUGCGGGACCCGCCCGAAGGUGAGGAAAGCUUAAUUCUUCUAGAUGGAAGACAUGAAUUUCCGUUCAGCUUUCAACUCCCUCAAGAACCCCUGGUGACCUCUUUUACUGGGAAGUAUGGCAGUGUUCACUACUACGUGAAAGCAAUUCUGGAGAGGCCUGCAGCACCUGAUCAAAGUGUACAGACAGAGCUUCAGGUUGUUAGUCAUAUCGACGUCAGCUCGCCAGCUCUAUUGACACCUGUUCUAAGAAGUCAGGAGAAGAUGGUUGGCUGUUGGUUUUUCACCUCUGGGCCAGUGUCUCUCAGUGCCAAAAUUGAGAGGAAGGGAUACUGUAAUGGGGAAGCCAUACCAAUCUAUGCAGAAAUCGAGAACUGCUCUUCUCGUUUGAUUGUUCCAAAAGCUGCCAUUUUCCAAACACAAACUUACCUGGCCAGUGGGAAGACAAAAACUUUCCGUCAGAUGGUUGCCAAUGUCCGAGGAAACCAUAUUGCCUCUGGGAGUACAGAUACCUGGAAUGGGAAAACUCUGAAAAUUCCACCUGUAUCCCCCUCUAUACUUGACUGCUGUAUUAUUAGAGUAGAAUAUUCAUUAGCUGUGUAUAUCCAUAUUCCUGGUGCUAAGAAAUUGAUGAUUGAAAUGCCUCUGGUGAUUGGCACUAUUCCAUGUAUUGGAUUUUCAAGCAGAAACUCCAGCAUUACCAGCCAGUUUAGUAUGGAUAUGAGUUGGCUGGCACUGACCAUGCCAGAACACCCUGAAGCACCACCAAAUUAUGCUGAUGUAGUGUCUGAGGAAGAGUUCUCCAGACAUGUUCCUGCUUAUCCACCACCAAUUGACUGUGAGGAACAAUUGUGUUGUCCUGUCUUUGCUUACAUACAAGAGUUCCGGUUUCAGCCUCCACCUCUUUAUUCAGAGAUCGAUCCACAUCCAACUGAUGUAGAAGAAAUUCAGCCUGUUUCUUUCAUGCUCUGAAGAGGAUUUGUAAUGAGCAUCAUUGUGAUGAAUGUCUUAAAUCUUUCUGCUGCUUAAGCCAAUAGCGCAGCUAAAAAGGAAACAGUUUUCUUUUUCAAAACUUAAGUUUGUGUACAAGAAAGGCAAAGGAAAAUGGAGAGGGAGGUAUGAGCAUGUUUGGUGAUGGAAGAGAAUCUGCUGGAUUAGUCUGCACAGAGGAUAUUGUGGGAGCAGCUAUGUUUGGGAUACUUGAGAAGUACCUGAAAAUACUGAAUGCUUUCUAAAAAGUGGAUAUACUACAUAAAGUACGAGGAGGAGAUGUAAGGAUCUUCUGAAGAGAAAAGAAUUUAUAUUUUGUUUGGAACACUGGAAGAAUUUACUAAUGAUGUUGAGAACUUCCUGUAGUAGAACUUGCGUAGUAGAACAGAAUGUGGGGUUAAGAAAACAUUUCCAAAAGAUUCCAGUGUUCAAGGAGCUUCAGUUUUGCACUGUCUGCAUCCAAGAAAAGAACACUACUAAAAUGUGGAGUGAAGUCUUCACUCUAGCUUAACUUUGUAUUUCAUGAGAACCUGCUCUUCUAACAACUGCCAAGUGGUACUAUUUCAUCAUUCAUAAUGAUUCUAAAGACAUCAUGGAUGACAGAAUAGCUAUUACGCAAUAUUAUGAAGGCAACCAUUUACUGAAUGAAAGACACGAGUAUGUAAAAGAAAAUUGAACUUUUAUAAGAGCUUAUGCACUAUGCUUUCUUUCAAGGGAUUUCUUAAGGGAAUUAUUCUAGCCUCUUCUACUGUGAGUUUUUUUUCUGCAUCUUAAGCCUAUGGAUAGCAUGGUAAGAGGAAGCAUGGCAAGGGAGAAUCCUUUUGCCAACAGCAGGUAUACUUAGCAACAUGGACAAUACUUAUUUAUUCAGAAGCCUUUAUAAGCCUACCUCUGUUUUGGAUAUUUACUUACGGUCAGAUCUGAGACCAAAAAAGUCUUGUUAAAGCUCCAGUAUACUUCAAGGUUCUAAAAGGGACCCUAAAUGGUUUCUGUGGUUAGUGAAUGAGAUAGGAGGUGUAGGGAGAGGUGUAAAUAUACCCAGAAUAGACAUAGCUUAUAAGUGAAGUGAAAGCAGACGUCAGAGGAACGAAAUCCUCUGGUAAUGGCACAAAGCUUUUCAUUACUCCUGCAUUUUUGUCUAGAGAUCUGUUGUCAGGGGCUGCACUGGUCAUUUGCUAUCCAUACUAUUUUUUGUUAGUGUGUUUCCUUGUUUGUUUUUUGCUGUUUAAUUUUGUUUUGGUGCAAUAUUUUAAUGUUUUCUUCCUCAGGUCAUUUAGAACAGUGAGAGUUUGUUGCUGCUAAAAGUGAAGGCAGAGCAUUUUACUUGGCCCUUCUGCUGCCUUCAUUUAAAGUAGAAUGUUUGCUUCCUGCCAAGCAUCAAUUGGAAUAAGUAAGCCACCAUCAACAGAUCACUUAAAGGAGCAGAAACACAGCAUUCUCAAUAUGCACGUUUACAGUCAAGUCUUUAAGCGACAGGGGAUUUUGAACUACUAGAACUACUCCAUAUGUCUUACAGAACAGUUUGGGGGUAAAACCCGGUGCUUCAUGUGGUAAUACAUUGUACUUUCUGAUGACUACAAGAACAGUAAUUGAGUUUCCUUCAUUUCAUCAAUAACUGCAGUUUAAAAAAGCUUAAAUGGUUUUUUAUGAAAUCUGUCUUCAUUUAAGAAGCAGGGAUUUUUCUACAGGCAUACACGGAUAUAUAUUUUUAGUCUUGGUUUAGUAUGACUUCCUUACAUUGUCUAAUUUCUAGCACUUCACCUCAAGUCACUUUUACAUCUGUGUAAGAUACAUACUGAUUGAGAUUCACGUUUCCAAACUGCAGUUAUUUUUUUUCAUUUGCAACUUUAAGUAUUGUCUUCUAUAGCAAAUGCAGCUCUAACCAAAAUUUGAGUGCAUGUUUUAGAAAGGACCUUCUAAAAAGUAGUAUUUAUCUUAAGUCUCAAGAUGUAGCUCUCAUGCCUUUUUAUUUAAGUGAUGGUGUGCCCAUACAAUCAAUGCAGGAUUUUCAUUCACAUCACCUGGAAAGGGAACAAGCGUAUUUUCCUUAAACAGAUACCAUUAUAGUUACUUGAAAAGUAAUGUGGCUGUGUAUUAACUUGCAUGUUAAUAAUUCAAAAUAUUAGCUUAAAGAACAUUAGGUGCUUUUUUGGACUGUAAUACCUGAUAGGUGAUGUGUGCUACCUGGUAUAAACAUGGUCAAGCAAACAAGAGCAUGAAGGGUAAAGAUGUGCUUUUUUUUUUUCUCCUCCUAAAAUCUUUGAGUUGUUUUUUAUUAUUUGCAGAUAAACUGUGGCCUUAGAUUGUUUGCUGCAAAAAAGACAACUAGAAUGUGUUUCUUAGGAAGCACACAUGGCCCUUCAAAGGAGGGGUGAAAACUAGAUUAAAUUCUGCUCUCUGACACUUGGCUUAGUGCAGAGGGUGAUCCUUAAAAUAAUUACUGUUUGCACAAUAAUAAGUUCAAUAUGCAGGGGCUUUGUUUUGAUAACUGUGAAACAGUUUAAAAGAGACAAAAUAAAAAAAAAAUUAAAAAAACCAAACCAUGCUGUUUAACAUACAGGAACAUGAUUGUAUUUUGUACUAAUGAAUGAGCCCCAUGGGUUCUUUGUUAAUAAAAGUGUCAAACC